Eimeria acervulina is the source of this 1602-nucleotide messenger RNA. RefSeq lists its product as hypothetical. The record is from RefSeq and is a predicted model, not a curated record. Gene Ontology annotation, biological process: DNA damage response. NCBI's taxonomy places the organism in Eukaryota, Apicomplexa, Conoidasida, Eucoccidiorida, Eimeriidae. Bases 1 to 1602 code for a protein of 533 amino acids. Gene Ontology annotation, molecular function: single-stranded DNA binding. The transcript is spliced from 5 exons.
AUGUGCGGCAGGGUCUGCUGCACCCUAAACCCCCACCGCCUCUGCAUAAUAGCGGGUCUAGCUGCAGCAGCACAGCAGCAUCAGCAACCGCAACAGCAGCUGCAGCAUCUGCAACAGCAGCAGCAGCAGCAUCAGCAGCAGCAACAGCAGCAGCACAAACCCGAAACAGCUGAAACAAAAACGGAGACCGAAGAGCAUAAAAAGCUGCAGCAUCUGCAACAGCAGCAGCAGCAAGAGCAGCAGCAGCAGCAACAACAGCAGCAGCAAAUUAAAAAAGAGGGGAGUGUGCCCGAGGCAGCAGCGGCAGCAGCACAGGGUGUCGUAGCAGAAGCCGAAGCAGCGGAAUCAAAGGCAGCAGCAGCAGCAGCAGCAGAAGCGGCGGAAGCAGCAGCAGCAGCAGCAGCAGCAGAAGCGGCGGAAGCAGCAGCAGCAGCAGAAGCGGCAGAAGCAGCAGAAGCAGCGGCAGCAGCAGAAGCAGCAGAAGAAGAAGCAGCAGCAGCAGCAGCAGCCGAAGCAGCGGAAGAUGCAGCAGCUCUCACGGCUAAGGGAGCUGCAGCAGCGGCAUGCAGCAGCUGCUCGUUGCUUGCUGCUUCAGGGGCCCUUGAUGCUUCUCUGCUGCAGCACCCAAUAAGGUGCUUCAAUAUCCCUCCAUCGUCACGCCUGCCGGUGGUGCAGCAGCAGCAGCAGCAGCAGGGAGGCAGCAACAGCAGCAGGAGAAGCAGCAGAAGAGUUGUUGCUGCUUCGUGGGGGCUGCAGCUACACGGCAGCGACCUGUCUCCUUCUAAUGCCCGCAUUGAGACAGUACACACAAGCAGAGCGUUCAGGGGUUUGGUGAACAAGCGUAGAUGUGUGGCCGUCGUCGACGGCUUCUUCGAGUGGAAGAGACAAAAAGGAGACAGAGGGUUUAAGCAGCCUUUCUUCUAUCGAAUGAAGCACAACCUCCUGCAGCGGCCUAUCCCUUUCGGGGUAUCCAAGCAGCAGCACCUGCGAAGCUUAAAAGCAAAGCAAGAGAUCGGCAGCAGCAGCAACAGCAGCAGCAGCAGCAGCAUCGACUGCAGCGAGAACAACAGCAGCUACAGCUGCUGCAGCAACCACAGUGAUUCCCCCAGCGUGCUGGGCCCCGCAGAGGCCCCUUUGCUUCUGGGGUGUCUGUACACCGCAGCACAUCCUGAUGAUUACAGCAGCAGCAGCAGCAGCAGCAGCAGCAGCAUUUCCAUUGCAGUGGUUACGAUGGACUCCAAGGGGACACCAAUGGAAGAAGUGCACAACAGGAUGCCGCUGCUGCUGUCUCCUGAGGGAGCAGCAAUGUGGCUGGAGGAGACAGUUCCUUUUCUGGAGGUGAAGGAGACACUUGAAGAGGAGGCGAGGGCCCUAAUGCUUCACUCUGUCUCCUUUUAUCCUGUCUCCCCUUCUAUGGGGAAUGUCAGGACGCAAGGGGCUAUAUGCGUAGCUCCAGCCCCAGCAGCAGCAGCAGAAACAGCAGCAGCAGCAGCAGCAGCAGCAGCAGCAGCAGGAGGUAAGAAGAAGCAGCAAGGGAAGACUCUGCCUUUAACAGCAUACUUCGCCGCCUCAAACAAACGACAAAAAACAAAUCCUUCAUAA